AUGAGCGCGACGUGGACGCUGUCGCCGGAGCCCCUGCCGCCGUCGACGGGGCCCCCGAUGGGCGCGGGCCUGGACGCGGAGCAGCGCACGGUGUUCGCCUUCGUACUCUGCCUGCUCGUGGUGCUGGUGCUGUUGAUGGUGCGCUGCGUGCGCAUCCUGCUCGACCCCUACAGCCGCAUGCCCGCCUCGUCCUGGACCGACCACAAGGAGGCGCUCGAGCGCGGGCAGUUCGACUACGCGUUGGUGUGAGGGGCGCGGCGCCCCCCAGCCGGCCCUGCGCGGGGUCUCCGAGGGUCGGCCCGGCGGGGGGCGCCGCGGGGCCAGGACUGCGCUCAGGAUCCCACCCCGGAGCCCCCAGCCCGGGGGAGGGGGGGAGGGAGUUGGGAGAAACCCAGCCCCUCCCCCUCGAGACCCCUCCCAUGUCCCUUCCUGGCCUGGCCGGAGCCCCACCUCGUGCCUUUAUCCGCCUUGUCCCUUCCUCUCUGCGCAUCUCACCCGCCCGGCUGGCCUCCCCCCGACUCUGAAUCCCGGGUGGGAGGAGGACCCCCGCACCGCCCCCUCCCCAGCGUGUAAGUGGCUCUGCUAUUGUGCGUCCCUGGAAGUGGGGACUCCCUUGUCCCUCCUCCCUCCCCUGUUGUCUGGCCGUCGUCAACCCCACCUUGACUGAGUGUUGAGCCCGUCCUUGGGCUCUGGCCCUGCGGGGCAGGCUCUCCCGGGCCCACGGGGCGGACGCUGCAUACCAAUUUGCCCUGCACCGCCUGUCCCGGAGACGGAGCCCGAAGGCCUGCCAUGGCGGCUGUGUCGAGGAUGCGUGGCGCCUGCCGUGGCGGGACAGCGUGGGCAGGCUCAUUCCUGCCCCCAACCCGGGCCCCAGGACAGGUCAGCGCGCCCUGCCCCGGUGCCCACCGCUGCCCCCCAUCCGCCCUCCUGCCACUUGCCCCUGACCCCCCUGCCAUGCCGCCCGCAGCCCUCCCAUGCCGUUCCACUCCUCCCUGCCUCUGAGCCGAACAUGAUAAUAAAAGCUAUUAUUGAGCGCUUA
Symphalangus syndactylus (siamang) is the source of this 1039-nucleotide messenger RNA. RefSeq names its product cortexin 1 (gene CTXN1). The record is from RefSeq and is a predicted model, not a curated record. Lineage: Eukaryota; Metazoa; Chordata; Mammalia; Primates; Hylobatidae.